CUCACCUUUAGUUAACUUUUGUCCGUGUUUCUUUAAAGACGCAAAAUAAUCAUAGACAAAGAAAAAAAAAUAAUAUUUUAUAAUUGCUUCAAAUUGUUUUCAGGACGGUUGUAUGAUAUUUUUAAGUUAAAUACAUUAAUUGGAUGAAAUUCGACAUUUCAAAAAAAACGAAGAAAAUUAUAUUAUAAAUAUAAAAAUAAACUUUCUGAUUAAAAAAUACUAUCAUGAGUUCAGUAAAUGAAAUAAUGGAUUAUAAAAAAGAUCCCAAAGAAGACUACUAUGCAAUUUUAAAUUGCAGCGAGAGUUCAUCUGUUGAACAAAUAUUAGCGGAAUAUAAAAUAUUGGCUUUGCAAUAUCAUCCUGAUAAAAAUAAUGGGAAUAAAGAUGCUGAGAGUAAAUUUCAGUUAAUGAUGGAAGCUAAAGAUGUCCUGACAGAUCCAGAGAAGCGUAAAAAUUAUGACAAUUGGCGUUCUUCUGGAAUCGCAAUGUCUUAUAAAAAUUGGGUUGGCAUGAAAGAGCAUGUACAACAAUCAAUGCAUUGGGCUACACCAAAAACAAAAGAUCGCAUGUUGCCAGAAUCAGGAAGUUCUUCCAGCGGUUUGAAUCCAGGUGGCGUAAAUCCAGCAAUGAGACGAGCAUCAGAAGGGGGUGCGGCAUUAUAUUAUGGAGGAAGAAAAAGUGAAUGGGGUACGGAUAAUCCAAGUGAAGUGGUUAAUAAAUUUCGAAAUUAUGAAAUUUAAUAUGCUUAAAA
This is a messenger RNA of Culicoides brevitarsis, 751 nucleotides long. It is a transcript of the gene jdp, whose product is annotated as J domain-containing protein. Bases 225 to 740 code for a protein of 171 amino acids. The record is from RefSeq and is a predicted model, not a curated record. NCBI's taxonomy places the organism in Eukaryota, Metazoa, Arthropoda, Insecta, Diptera, Ceratopogonidae. Gene Ontology annotation, cellular component: cytoplasm. The transcript is spliced from 4 exons.